Pterocles gutturalis (yellow-throated sandgrouse) is the source of this 1371-nucleotide messenger RNA. RefSeq names its product NAD(P) dependent steroid dehydrogenase-like (gene NSDHL). Gene Ontology annotation, molecular function: 3-beta-hydroxy-Delta5-steroid dehydrogenase (NAD+) activity. The record is from RefSeq and is a predicted model, not a curated record. Gene Ontology annotation, biological process: steroid biosynthetic process. The transcript has 7 exons. Lineage: Eukaryota; Metazoa; Chordata; Aves; Pterocliformes; Pteroclidae. Bases 32 to 1072 code for a protein of 346 amino acids.
GGAAUCAAGUUGAUAGGGAAUCGUCUGAGAAAUGGCUGCACGCCUCAGAUCGGCUGGUAAGAAGUGUACGGUGAUCGGUGGGUCAGGAUUCUUAGGCCAGCACAUGGUGGAGCAGCUCCUGGAGAAGGGUUAUGCGGUCAACGUGUUUGAUAUUCAGAAGAGAUUUGACAACGACAGAGUGCAGUUCUUCCUGGGAGACCUUUGCGACAAAGAGGCUUUGCUCCCAGCUUUACAAGGAGUGUCAGUGGCAUUUCAUUGUGCAUCACCAGCGCCUUCAAGUGACAACAGGGAGCUGUUUUACAAGGUGAAUUUUAUGGGAACCAAAGCUGUCAUUGAAGCCUGCAAAGAAGCUGGAGUGCAGAAACUGGUGUUAACUAGCAGUGCCAGUGUAGUUUUUGAGGGCACAGACAUAAAAAAUGGAUCAGAAGACCUCCCUUAUGCAAAAAAACCUAUCGACUAUUACACGGAGAUGAAGAUCCUCCAGGAGAAGGAAGUGCUCAGUGCGAAUGACCCAGACAACAAUUUCUUCACUACUGCUAUUCGUCCCCAUGGAAUAUUCGGCCCUAGAGACCCUCAGCUAGUUCCCAUCCUCAUCCAAGCAGCUAAGAACGGCAAAAUGAAGUUCAUAAUUGGGGAUGGAAAGAACUUGGUAGAUUUCACCUAUGUGGAAAAUGUGGUCCAUGGACACAUCCUAGCUGCAGAAAAUCUUCAGAAAGACUCUCCCCUGUGUGGGAAGGCAUUUCAUAUCACAAAUGAUGAACCAGUUCCUUUCUGGGCUUUCAUGUCCCGUAUCUUGACUGGCUUGAACUACGACCCUCCCAAGUACCGUAUUCCCUACUGGCUGGCGUAUUACCUGGCCCUAUUCCUGUCUCUCGUGCUGUGGCUGCUGAGCCCCCUGGUCACCAUCAAGCCCACUUUUACCCCCAUGCGGGUAGCGUUGGCUGGAACGUUUCACUACUACAGCUGUGAACGGGCCAAGAGAGACAUGGGCUACAAACCAGUGGUGAGCUUGGAUGAAGCAAUAGACAGGACUCUGCAGAGCUACCCCCACCUACGCCGGGCUAAGGCCUGAGAAGUCCUAGAUGGAUUUUUUUUUUUUACAUGAUUUUCAUGAUUGCUUUGACAUCCUAAAAUGAACACUAAAGCAAAUUUCCCUAGUUCUCUGGAACAGGGAGUUUUCCUGAAGUUCCUCCUCACCAUUAUCAGGAUGGCUUUAUCUGGGUUGAAAAAACCCUCGUGCAGGAGCUGUGCUAACAGUUCUUUUCUUUGAUGUGACUUUGCUGAACCCCAUGGACUAUGAAUAAACACCCUGCCGUGCCCUCUUCAAUCCCAACCCAGCACAUCAGCAUUCCUUCGUCUUCCCUCUCCACC